Molecule: messenger RNA, 936 nt
Organism: Ochotona princeps (American pika)
Lineage: Eukaryota; Metazoa; Chordata; Mammalia; Lagomorpha; Ochotonidae
Product: olfactory receptor 9G19
Exons: 1
Coding region: 1-936 (311 amino acids)
Biological process (GO): sensory perception of smell; G protein-coupled receptor signaling pathway
Cellular component (GO): membrane
Molecular function (GO): G protein-coupled receptor activity; olfactory receptor activity; odorant binding
Source: RefSeq, a predicted model, not a curated record
AUGGAAGAGAAAAAUUUCACUAAAGUGAGAGAAUUCAUCCUUUUAGGUUUCACUGCGGACUUGAGGUUGCAACGAGUACUUUUUUUCAUCUUCCUCUUCAUUUAUGGCAUUAGUCUCUUAGGAAAUACCACCCUGAUUUCUUUGAUUUGUGUUGACUCUCGGCUCCAUACCCCCAUGUAUUUCUACAUUGGAAACUUGUCAUUCCUGGAUCUCUGGUAUUCCUCUGUCUAUGCCCCCGAAAUCCUGAUAACUUGCAUCUCUGAUGACAAAAGCAUCUCUUUGGCUGGCUGCCUGGCACAGUUCUUCUUUUCCGCUGGGCUGGCCUACAGUGAGUGUUACCUGCUGGCAGCCAUGGCUUACGACCGCUAUGUUGCUAUCGCCAACCCUCUGCUUUAUUCCCAGGCCAUGUCCCCAAGGUUAUGUGCCAGUCUUGUUGCAAUUUCAUAUCUUGGCGGGUUUGUGAACUCAACCUUAAUAACCACCGAGACGUUUACACUGGAGUUCUGUGGCAGCAUCAUUGAUGACUUCUUCUGUGACCUGCCCCCACUGGUGAAGUUGGCUUGUGAGGUCAAGGAAAGCUACCAGGCUGUGCUGUACUUUAUCCUGGCCUCCAACAUCAUCACUCCCACCAUGCUUAUUUUUGCCUCUUACCUCUUUAUCUUCACAGCCAUCCUGAGGAUCCGCUCCAUCCAGGGCCGCCUCAAGGCCUUUUCCACCUGUGGAUCUCACCUGACAGCUGUCACCUUGUAUUAUGGUUCAAUUCUGUUUAUUUACUCUCGGCCAAGCACUAGCUAUGCUCUGGAACGCGAUAAAGUAGUGUCGGUUUUCUAUACGGUGGUGAUUCCCGUGUUGAAUCCUAUGAUCUACAGCUUAAGAAACAAAGAUGUCAAAGAUGCCUUUAGAAAAAUGUUAGAAAGAGCAAAUUUUCUUAAAUGA